AUGACUAUGGGUUUAACUGGAAUACCAUACGAAGAAAUGCUAAACAACUUUAUUUUUAAAUGCACAGUGCGCAUUGCUCUGCUGAACCAAGAAAUACAAGAACAGAGGGCUCUUCAAACCGGCAGAGAAGAGAAAUACAAUGACUUGUGCCAAGCAGUACUACUUCACGCAGAUGAGACUAGAAGAAUAGUUCAGUAUAUUAAUGCGCUGGACAUACCACAUAGUGAAAAGGUUUCUCUUUUAGAAUAUGCCAAGGUGGCUACUUUAGAGAGUGCUUUUUACAACAUGGGACAUGCACUAAUUGAGAUGAAGGGAUUGCAGGCUAUCUCUCAGAUAAACACAUGCUUUAUUCGAAGGACAAGAAAGUUUUGGGUUGACCUAAAUAACAUAGACACCCUUUGCAGUAUGAUUAUACCACACUUACCUGUAUACAUAUUUGGAGAUGAUGGCAGUGCCAAAGUAUCAUCAUACAUAUCAAGUGUGUAUUUUGAUACGAACAACUUUAAUCUGUAUGAUAGGAGAAUUAAGAGGGAUCAAGGCGCAAAAUCAUUACGUAUUCGCAGUUAUGGCGAGUCAUCUAUUAUUUCUUAUGUAGAGCUAAAAACUCAUGAAGAUGGAUGGACUGGAGAAAGAAGUACAAAAAAACGGUUUCUUGUGCACACUAGACUAAUUCCACAACUGGCAGAGGGAGUUGAUAUAUGGGACGAAAUUAAAACCAUAAAUGUAGCAGAGCCAGCGGAAGCAUUCACUUUAUAUCAAGAGGUUCUCGACCUAAUCAGAAGGCUUUCCCUAAAACCCGUUGUAAAAACAGUGUACAGGCGAACGGCCUUCCAGUUUCCAGAAGAUGCAUCAAUUAGAAUAUCUCUAGAUACACACCUUGCCAUGUGGUGUGGUAAUGUAGGAAAGCACUUUCCCUAUGCUAUUUUAGAGGUGAAGCUUGAAGAGGGAAAUGAGCAGGACUGGAUUCUUGAGCUAAUGAACAGUGCGCUUGUAGUCCCUGUUGACAAAUUCUCAAAGUACUUGCACGGCUGCUCUGUACACUAUCCAAAUGUUCCAUCUAUCCCGUACUGGUACAACCAGAUAACUCUUCCGCAAGCUCAAAACAUAGAAAUUGCCCAUGCGCCCAUACAAAACAUUAGACUAUCUAAGAUAAACAGAGAAAUAUCUGAAUUAUUAGAUUAUAUCAACAAACAAUCGCAAUACAAAGAUACAAACAUACCAAGCGCAGAAUUACCAUCUGAGUCAGGGAGUGGUGUGUAUGAUAGCACGUCCAGCAGUGACUCAUAUUCUGAGAGGCAGCCACACGAUGUUUUAAAUAUGUGUUCAGAUAAUACUGCUACAAACAACCCGCAUGGACAGACUGAAUUACACCAGAAUUUAUUACAAAUGCGAAACAUGCAACAAGUACAAACACAAAAUACAAAUGUAAACAGACAAACAAUGAAUGGAGAAGACAGAACAAAAGAGUUUUUCCAGCCAAGUGCUUUAAGACAAACCAAUGGGCCAGCUGUUCCGGCAGUUCCUUCAGAUAAGCCAGUAACCGUCCCCGUAAGAAUUGAACCAAAAGUGUUUUUUGCAAAUGAAAGAACAUUUCUGUCUUGGCUGCACUUUGCAAUUUUUAUUGGAGGUGUGGGUGCAGCCUUAAUGGGACUUGGGGAUGUAAAUGCUGCUUUGUCUGGAGUGUGCUUUAUCGUGGUUUCCAUUAUAUUUUCUGUCUACGCCUUAUAUCUGUAUAUUUGGAGGGCACAAAAAAUAAAUGAGAAAAACCCAGGGCCAUACCAUGACCACCAUGGACCGAUCAUUCUUGUUGCAGUCUUUCUUUCUGCUAUGGUUACAUCGGUUUUCUUCAAGUUCCCUUUAAAGUAA
Messenger RNA from Nematocida parisii ERTm1, 1866 nucleotides. RefSeq lists its product as uncharacterized. NCBI's taxonomy places the organism in Eukaryota, Fungi, Microsporidia. Bases 1 to 1866 code for a protein of 621 amino acids. The record is from RefSeq and is a predicted model, not a curated record. The transcript has a single exon.